Messenger RNA from Centruroides sculpturatus (bark scorpion), 1253 nucleotides. RefSeq lists its product as uncharacterized. The transcript has 8 exons. The record is from RefSeq and is a predicted model, not a curated record. Bases 137 to 928 code for a protein of 263 amino acids. NCBI's taxonomy places the organism in Eukaryota, Metazoa, Arthropoda, Arachnida, Scorpiones, Buthidae.
AUUUAAUGAUUUGUUUUGUUAUAUCUGCAUAUAGGUAGUGAUUUUGCUGUUGCUGUCCCAUGUGGGAUGGAAUGGACCUUCUGUUACGCUUUUUUCUUGUUCUUGGGAAAAAUCAAAAUUUGUCCAACAUAUAAUUAUGAAGAAAUUUCUACCCAUUCUGGAUAGAUAUCGUGUUACUCUGCCAUUAGAAUGCCCUUUCCAUCCCCAACGUGAUAUAUUUUGGUGGCCCCAAAGAGAUUCUAGUGAAAUGGAAGAAUGGACAUGUCCUGCAUGUGGUCAGAAAUUUCAUUGUGAACAACUUUUUGCAGGUCAUUGGGACAAAACACAUGGGAGAUCAACAAGUCCAGCAGAAGAUGCUGUGUGCCUUGCAAAUUUCUGUGACAUUAUGCGAUGUGAUGUACUGAGCGUCUUGUACAACAGAAAUAAAAAGUUAUUAGGCCAUAGUAUAGAUGAAAAUAUGGAAAAUAAAUUGAAAAAAGAAAACAAAUCCUUCCAGUCAUCAGAAUCCUGUGAUGAACAAAAACUUCAAAAUUUACAGAACAAAUGUAAGGGCAUAAUCCGACAGUGCAUUAUUGGUUUGUUAACAACUCUUUCUCUGAAAGAUUUCCAAGAUAUUGAAGAUGACUUAACAAAUGCUAUAUGUUCCUACCUGACUUGUGAACUUUAUUGGGAAGAUUUUCAAGAAGACGUACGCCAUGUUCCAAUACUUUUCUGUAUAAUUAUUGGAAUAAUUGUGAUUGGAGGAUUCUGUUUAUGCUAUUAUAUGGUUUGGGUGUUGUUUGAAUCUCCUCAUCACCCAAAUGUAUGCUGUAAUGGUUUGCAUGUAAACAAUCUCAUUUAUAACAAUCAUUCAGGAACUUAUGUUCCUUACAGUAAUUACCAUAGAAUUACAGGAAAGGGAAUGGAUGGAAAGAAGAAACUACCAUAAAGAAGAGACGAGAAAAUCGAACAACCUUUGUGCAUAUUUUAUAAAUGUCAUACCUUGUGUGUUCAAGUAGAAUUUAAUAUGAUUGAAUUCUGUCGAAUAUGAAAAAUGUCACUUUUUACAAUUUAAAUUGAUAUUUUCAUUACAAAUUUUGAAUUCAAUGUUUGAUAAAAUAUCUUAUGAACUUGUAUUACUGUAAUAUAAUUAUUUCUACUUGAUACACUAUGCAUAUAUUGUAUUUCACUUUUGCACUUCUCUUUUUUAAAAUUUAAAUGUUAUAUUCUAAAUAUGAAUGUAAAUGUUCAAUUAUUAUAUUAAAAAAUAAUUA